AUGGUUUGGUCCCGUGUCCCGGUGCCACAGCGGCAGCAAACCGCACCACUCCUCACCAAGCGCCUUGUGGCAUUGGGUAGUCAGAAAAGGUGGGCAAAAGCUUUGCAGGAGUUGUUCUUUGCGCAGAAGGGUUUGCAAAUCAAUGUGUUACACUUCAAUGCCCUUGCUGGAGCGUGUUCUUGGCCGGUGGCCUCCAAAAUCCUUCAGGUUGCCCGGAACCUGGGCAUUUGCUGGGAUGUGGUGUCUUAUAGCACGGUGCUGAACGCAGACGGUUCCAGCCAAUGGGCCAGGUCAAUAAAGGUAUUGGAAGAUUCUGUCCGACAUGUAGGAGCCGACCUCGUAACAUGGAGCACUGCGGUCACAGCUUGUCGAAAUGCGUGGGUAGUAGCCGGGGCGCUGGCCUCAGCCCUACCAGCCAACGUGAAGCCGGACGUGGCAAUCUUGGCUGCCCACACACAGACGCAGGCCACGGCGACGCCCGCAAUGUGGCCAGCAGCCUUGGAGCAGCUGAGGCGUAGCAAACUUUUUGAUCUUAAUGUGAACGCCAUGUUCCUGUCAACAACUCUUGGCGUUCUUGGGCACCACUCUGCCUGGCAUGCUGUGGUGGCAAUGUGGCAGCUCCCUUUGCAACACACCAUGUUUGGAGCAAAUGCCGUGCUAAAGGCCGCUGUGAAAGGCUACCGUUGGCAAGCGGGCCUGUUCUUGUUGAGGACUCUAGCACUGAAGUGCUUGCAAUGUGAUGCGGCCAGCUUCAACAGUGUCAUGGAUGGAGCCCGUGGUGCCCGAUGGUGGCAGGUGUCAGAGUUGCUUGGGGCGAUGAGACAGAAGCAGGUGCACUGCACAGAGGUGAGCAUCAACGUGGCCAUGGCCGUGCUUUCACAAGCAGGUUGUUGGGACAAGGCUUUGCGCCUUUCGCUGCAGGCAUUUGGCUUUGAUGCCAUCCGGACUCGGGAGAGCUUGGCUGCUUGUGAGAAGGCAGGUUCCUGGUCCUUGGCACUUUGCCUGCUGAAUCAUGCGCGGGAACGGGACCUUAAGCCUGCCCGAGUGGAGUUGGGUUCAGCAGCACGCAGCAGCAGCAAAGCCGGGCAGUGGCAGCAUAGCCUCGUGGUUCUCAAUAGCUACACUCCAGCAUCCUUCGAUCUGAAGGAACUGAAGGCUGAAUCGGCUGAGGACCUGGCUCAGUUGGCCUGGCUUGGUGCACAGCAAGGCAACCAUGCCAUGGACUGGCGCAUGCUGGCGGAGGUUCUAGCACCAAAGCUAGGGCAAUUGGACCUGGCGGAAUUGUCCUCAGCUGUUUGGUCUUUCGGCACCCUCAGCACAGCAAGCAGGAACUUUGUGGAGGCGGCUUCCAGAGAAACUCGUGUUCGGUUAUCACGCGAAGGUGUAGAUGCAACGCCACGGAUGCUGGCAGAUCUGGCCUGGGGCUUAGCGUCCUUGGACUUGGCAGAGGUCGAGGUCUACUCUGUGGUUCAGUGGCAGCUUGCCAGGCUGGCGCAAGGCUUGGACAUGAAGAAGCCCGCAAAGAUUUUGAAGGACUUCAUCAAGAAAUCCUUGGUGGUUGUUUGGGUGAGCAGUUUCCAAAGGUGUCUCCACGAUGGGCUCUACCAAGUGCUUGCGAAGAGAUUCAAUCGCCUGGCGAAGCUUGUGGUGUCGUCUGUGUCUUCGACCACCACGGCAAUGCCCACACAUGAGCAUCAAAUACAACCAGGCGAUGAGUCGCCCUCCAUUGUGCUCGAUUUGCCAGACAGGCUGGUAGUCCAGAAGCCACCUUCGUGGCAGGUGGACGAUGGGAAGGAUGAUCCAGAGAGCUCUCGGGGAAGGCUUUCGACUUUUCUGAGCACCCGUUUCUCCUGCCCCAUUUUACGGGAGGUAGAGCACCAGAGAGGUUUCCUUCAUCGCCUGGAUGUCCCUACAUCCGGGCUGAUCUUGGUGGCGAAGGAGCAUCGAGCCUACUACGACUUGCAACUUCAAUUGGCUGCUGGGCAGGUGGCCAGAGAAUAUGCCAAUGACGAGCGUUGCAUUGAUGCGCGGCUGGACUGGGGCCUGUGGGGUCGCGAUGUGCCCAGUGUGGUGUGCGGACAUGGAAAACCAGCCCGCACCAGGGUUCGGGUCCUGGAUCACGUAGAGAGCAGUGGCCGCGCCCUUUGCUUGCUCACCGUGCUCAUCGACACUGGCCGGAGGCACCAGAUCCGUGUGCACAUGGCUCACAUAGGCCACCCGGUAGCUGGUGAUGGCAAGUACAUGUGCCUUGAGACCCUCAAAGAGGAUGCUUGGUCUCCGCGGACCUGGCUACAUCGCUACCGGCUGUGCUUUCGAGCUAGGCCACUCACUCAAUCCCGGGUUGGGUGUUCAAAGCAAAUGGCAAAGCUGUUGGAGACCAAAUUUAGUAUUGCCACAAAGUGAGGUUGUACCGUGAGCAAUUAGUGGUGCCUACAAAAUGCUCGGGCCAAGACAGUGCC
Durusdinium trenchii is the source of this 2459-nucleotide messenger RNA. The record is from the annotation of a GenBank genome assembly. NCBI's taxonomy places the organism in Eukaryota, Dinophyceae, Suessiales, Symbiodiniaceae.